UAUACAUGGGAGACACCAAACAGAAGUAAUGUAACAUUUUUAGCAUGUUAUCAAGCUUAAAUUAUUUUAUAAUCAAUUGGCCUUGUGAUACCCUAGAAACAAAACAGAACAUCAAGGUUAUCAGAUCAGUAUUUUAUGUACAUUCAAAUAUGAAUAUUGUAUUUGGACAUUACCUUUAAUAGUGUUAACAUGCUGUACAAUGUUGUUCAUGACGUGUAAAUUGUAGAUGCUAUCAGGAAAUGUAAAUAAGAUUUGAUUACAUCACUGCAAAGAUAAGUAAAUAAUGUUUAACCCAACAGGGGAGCAAUGACUGAAUUUUUACAUUUACAUUCUCAGCAGUAGUUUAGCCAUACAUGUAAAAUUGUAUUAAUAAAGCCUCUUUUUUUUAUUUAUUUAUUUUUUUUUUUAUGGAGUAAAUAUUUUUGUGUUAUUAAACAGAAAUCUGUUCAUUUGCUCUUUUUUUGAUGGAAGAGUAGUUGUAAAAUUCUUACACAAACUAAAUGUCCAAAAAUAUUUUAAGAGGGCUGACAAAAACGUAUUUAUUUACUGCAGUCCACAUAGCUAUUUUACUAAGGUUUACUUUUAUUUGUUAAUUUGUGUAUGCAGAUUUAAAUAUUCUGACCUAAAACACAAUUUAUGGUUUUAGGAUCUCAACAAAAUGGUUCUUUUUUCAGUUAAACAGAAUAUAAAGGAAAAUGAAUGACUGUUUUAUUAAACAGUUACAGUCACUGUUCAGCCACAAGCUUGUAUCAGAACUCAAAGUUAGAUGAUUGACCAACAGGUGAAAGGUUUACACACAGUUUACAGGAGUUAACCAUUGCCUCAGCCUCUCUGUGUGCCGGCAGCAUUAUGUCCUCUCUAUCUGUUCCUCCACCGGCAUGUCUGUUACAGCCUUUCACCGUCCCCCAGCGUCUUAUGCUUGGACCAGGACCGUCCAAUGUACCUGCACGGAUCUCGGCAGCUGGAGCCCAACCCAUGCUGGGUCACUUGCAUGCAGAAACCAUUGAGAUUAUGAAUCACAUUAAGAGUGGCAUUCAGUAUGCAUUUCAGACUCGGAACAGAAUGACUCUGGCUGUGAGUGGACCGGGUCAUGCUGCAAUGGAGUGUGCCAUCUUUAACUCACUGGAGCCCGGAGAAAGUGUGCUCAUAGCAGUCAAUGGCAUAUGGGGGGAGAGGGCUGCUGAGAUAGCUGAGAGGAUAGGUGCCAAAGUGAACACAGUUGUUACCUCUGCUGGUGGGUACUUCACAAAUGAGGAAAUUGAGCAGGGAUUAGACAAAUAUAGACCAGUGGUGUUCUUCCUCACACAUGGGGAAUCGUCUACAGGAGUGGUCCACCCCAUUGAUGGCAUAGGUGAACUUUGCCACAAGUACAACUGCUUGUUUCUGGUCGACUCUGUGGCAGCAUUGGGAGGUGCUCCCAUCUUCAUGGAUAAACAAGGUAUUGACAUUAUGUAUACUGGCUCUCAGAAGGUCUUGAAUGCCCCUCCGGGAACUGCACCAAUCUCCUUCAGUGAGAAGGCAUGUCAGAAAAUAUUUAACAGGAAGACAAAGCCAAUCUCUUACUUUCUGGAUAUGAGUUGGCUGGCAAACUAUUGGGGUUGCGAUGACAAACCUGUACGCGUUUAUCAUCACACUGGGCCUGUGUCUGCUUUUUAUGGUCUACGGGAGAGCCUGUCCAUCCUCACAGAAAGUGGUCUUGAAAACUCAUGGAAACGACAUAGAGAGGUCGCAGAGUACUUCCAUAAGGGCCUAGAGGAGAUGGGCCUAAAACUGUUUGUGCAGGACAAGAAAGCACGACUGCCAACAGUCACCACAAUAGUAGCUCCCCCAGGAUAUGACUGGCGAGAAAUUACUGGGUACAUUAUGAAAACCUAUAACAUUGAAAUCUCUGGGGGCCUGGGGCCCUCUGCUGGCAUGGUUUUGCGUGUGGGAUUGAUGGGAUGUAACAGCAGCAAUGCUAAUGUGGACAAGGUGUUAGAGGCCUUGGCUGAUGCUCUUCAACACUGCCACAAGAGCAGAGUUUGACAGCAUGACCAUCAUUGUCAAUCUUUUCAACCCCAUAUAAAGUUAGUCUUUGAAGUAAUACAGCUGUGAUAUUUUAUCGCUUUGAUAUUUUAAUCUUGGUGUAUUGAGUUAUAGGUACAACAUAAAAUUUUAGUAAAUGUGACUGAGCCAUAACACCCUUAAUCUGACAAAUGUGUUUGUUUCCAAAACGUAACCACCUUACAUAUGUAUAGCGAGAUCUUAAUUACUAAGUAUUACUUAUAUUUAAAUAAAAUAUGAGACUUUG
Molecule: messenger RNA, 2290 nt
Organism: Myxocyprinus asiaticus (Chinese sucker)
Lineage: Eukaryota; Metazoa; Chordata; Actinopteri; Cypriniformes; Catostomidae
Gene: agxta
Product: alanine--glyoxylate and serine--pyruvate aminotransferase a
Exons: 11
Coding region: 850-2025 (391 amino acids)
Cellular component (GO): peroxisome
Molecular function (GO): L-alanine:glyoxylate transaminase activity; L-serine:pyruvate transaminase activity
Source: RefSeq, a predicted model, not a curated record